UUGUUUUCGUCUUGUAUUAUAUGAAAAGAAUUUCUUAAGUUAAAAGCAAGCAGGUUUUAUUUGAUAUGCAUUCUUUGACUGCGAUGGGGCUAAGUAAUGUGCCAGCAUUUCUUACUAAGCUCUGGCAGCUCGUAGAAGAUCCAUCGACAGAUGAGUUAAUAGCAUGGGACGCUGGAGGGACAAGCUUUCAUCUGUUUGAUCAGGCACGUUUUGCCAAGGAGGUCCUGCCACUGUAUUUCAAGCACAACAAUAUUGCCAGCUUUAUUCGGCAGCUAAACAUGUAUGGGUUCCGCAAGGUAGUGCACAUCGGUCAGGGCUCCAUCAAGUGUGAGGUGGACGAUGUGGAGUUUCACCACCCGUACUUCGUGCGUGGGGAGGAACACUUGCUGGAAAACAUCAAGAGAAAGACCAGCCUCACUGGCACUCAGCAACCGGCCGUGUCGGGUGUGAAAACAGAGGCUGGCCUGACCCUGAACCAGGAGGACGUGACCAGGGUCCUCAAUGACGUGCAGCACAUGAAGGGCAAGCAGGAGAACAUAGCAGCCAAGAUGGACAAAAUGAAAAAAGAGAAUGAGGCCCUGUGGAGGGAAGUGGCAAACUUGAGACAGAAGCAUAUGAAGCAACAGCAGAUCGUGAAUAAGCUGAUCCAGUUCAUGAUCCACCUAGUGGGGGGUAACUCCAACACCCCCCUGCAGAAUCUAACCAAGCGAAAGAUGCCGCUCAUGUUAAACGAUGCCAACCAGGUAAUGGCUGCCAAGCGACCUCGCUAUGGCAACCAGAUCUCCAUCGAAGAGCUGACAGAUGUCAUCAAUACACCUGGUAGCAGUCGGUACAAGGAGGGUGUUGAUUCCUCACCAAACGCGUCAAAUGGGCCGGUCAUCCAGGAGCUCAUAGACAGUCCCUUGGACUCGGACUCGGUUCUCAGCUCAUCUGUUCACAACAACAGCAAGUCUACUGAUAUUGGGGAACUAUCCGGGGCAACUGGGUCCAGUCUUGACACCAUGGCAAUAGCCAACAGACAGGAUGGUUUUGACUCGAGUCUGGACAGCACGGAUCUCUCAAACCUUCUGAACUCUGUGGGGCCAUCAGGGGGAGGUAUCAGCUUCCUUGGAGACUCGGGCUCCCAGUCUGGAUUCAUGGACAGAUAUAUAAAAGAUCACCCACUAACUGACAGAUCAUUGAUGGCAGUACACUCUCCGAAGGAGCUGAGUACGGACAUAGACCACAUCCAAGAUGACAUCGACAGCCUCAAGGACAUGCUCUCCGGUGGCCAGUACCACUUUGAUGCCAACACACUCCUCUCUUUUGAUGACAUGCCAUCCACAAGAUGGCUUGAACAGAUUUUUGGAAAUGAAAACCAAGUCCCAGUGACUAUUGAGAAUCUGCUGGGCGAUGCACGCAACUCUGACCUUGGAAACAUGCUACCCAAUGCAACAGAGUCCAACCCAAACAACAUCACUGGUCAUGAGCUGGUGCAGUUCCAGCCGAUAGAGAACUUCCUGCUGCCCGCGGGCGACCUCUCUGACCUCAUUGACCCCGAGGACAUGCUCACUCCCGGUCCCAACGGGCUGGACGACCUUACCAGGCUGGUUACCAAGGAAACGGAGGUGGACACCACCACAGGGGUCAGUGACACAGAGUAUGAUGUCAUUGACCCGAUGUCAUUUAUCAACACUGACCCCGUGCAGGGAUUUACUGAUGAAUAAAAUUUAAUGUUGCUGUGGUGUUGCUGGGUGAGUUGUGGGGCUGGGCCUCGUUUACUCAAAAACUUUAAUGGCUAGUUACGGUCACAGUCUGUUAACUUUUUACCCAAAUAAAAAAAGUUUUGAAAUCAAUGUUACAAUCAAACUUUUUUUAAAUAUUCAAGCAAACAAUUUUGUUAACAAUUCGAUAAUGUAUUAAAGGGUCAACAAUUUAGUCACAUAAAUAACUUGAUACAAAAUUAAUGGCUGUCAUCUUAACUGGUUAUUAAAGUUUUGGGCAGACAGGCCCUGGUGAUGAACUUCGGGAUAUUGCUUUGUUGUUGUAGAUGUGAGCAAUCCUAUAAUCACUAUAUACAGCUGAAAAGACUUGAUUGUAGAUGUUGAGUACCUUACACAUAUAGGGCUUGUCUGUAUGGGUGACUGAAUGAACUUGUGUAUGUUAUAUUGAUCAAUAGUUUCAUUGAACUAUUAAAAAAUUUCAUGAAAGCUUAUUUGUUAUCAGAUGAUAAAUAUAUUAACAACAUUAAUGAAUGAGAACUAUGGAAUUGUAUUAUAUAUCAUUUUUUUUUUUUAUUUACUAAAAGCGAAUAUUUUAAACUUGCCUUAUUAGUUAUGUGAGAAGUACAGAGUGUUCUGUGUUCCAUAUCAUGUUGCCUUGAUGGACCCUAUGUACAGGUCACUAGUUGCGUUUUGCAUUAGUUUGUCAUUAUGUUGAUCAAUGUUAAGUACUGUAUCUAAAACUAAUGAUGAAGUUUGCAGGUUGGACUUUUUUAUAUUUUCUGUGCUAUGGAUAUGUGUGCAUGUUCUAUGAUGGUUUGCAUAUGGGAUUACAUUGUAACAUAGUUUGUAUGUUUUUUGCUAUAUUUGUGUUAAUUGAUCAAACUGGACUGUUAGUUAUAUCUCUGUUACAUGUUGUUUGAUUUAGGAGAGAUUGUUCAGUAUUUCAUUAUUUACAGAUCAAACUAAAUGUUAGGUCUUGUGGCUGUUAUUGUAUGAAUUUUUCAUCAUUUUACAUGUUUCAUUUGUAAUAUUAAUUCAUUAUUGGUUUUGUCACUUUCAUUUGCAUUCUUGUUUUAUAUUAUAAAUAUUGUAAAAACUCAUAUCAUCAUGAAACAUAAAAUAAUUUACUUAUUGUUAAAACAUAGCCAAUUUGCCAAUUAUUACUUUUUAUGCAAUGAAAGGUAGUAUUUUCAGAGGAUAAAAGGUCAUAACCUUACUUGUUAGACCUCAAUGAAAAACAUAAAUUACUUGCACUAGUUCUGUCUAGAAAUUAGCCUCAAUUUGUUUGAAUAAUUUUCUGGCAUUCAAUACAAUAAAGUGUUUAAUAUGAAGCUUGAAAUUAUAUGCAAUUGUGGAAAUGCCAUUUGAAUAUCACAUUAAAUGUAUUAAAUAAUAGCAAAUAAACAUUAAAUGUAAACUAAAACAUAAUUGUAUUAUUGUUAAUUUAAUUUAAUAUGGCAUCUUAAUGGCAUUAUCCAUCUUGUGAUUAAUAUAAUUGGCAGUGUAGAAGUGAUAGGCUGGAGAUUUGAAUCUUAAGCAUUCACCAUCAUCCAUGAAUAUUCACUGAUAUGUUUAAACAAGGACUGUCAAGGUAAAAUGUGGUCAGAGUGUGCGCAAAAGAUGUUUUUCUUUUGACAAGAAAAUAUCUUCUUAACCCUUUACCACUAAGAUAUGUCUUUUUACACAUUUGUAGUCUCUUAGAAAGUUAAAUUGAAAAGGGGGUUUAAUGCAUGUGCGUAAAGUGUUGUCCCAGAUUACAGGCUAAUCAGGGACGACACUUUCGGCUUUAACUAGAUUUUUGCUUGAAGAGACUUUCUUGAAACGAAAAAUAUCAUAAUAGCGGAAAGUGUUGUCCCUGAUUAGCCUAUGCGGACUGCACAGGCUAAUCUGGGACGACACUUUAUGCACAUUCAUUAGACCCAUUUUUUCACAGAGCACGGCACAUAUAUAUUCUGGAUAGGUCGUACUUUACUCAGCUUUUCUCAAUGAUGAACACUAGAAUUGUUUUGUUUUGUUUUUGUAAAGGAAUCCAUUCUUGUGUUAAUUGUGAUGAUAUUUUAAACUGUAUUAUUAUGUUUAUCACCCUAAUUUCGAUAAAAAAAAUGCCAUUCUUUUUUACAAACUUGUUUUUCUGUUCUUUCUUUAUGAAUGUUAUGUUUACUUUUCAUGUUUAAUUUAUGCUUAACUAACAUCUUUAAUACAAACACAAAUUUAUGUUAUGCAAACAGUGCAUCUUCUACAACUGUUUUUCAACAUAAGAUGGACUUGUUGUCUUCCCCUGAUAAACCAGUAUGUUUUAUUCCUACGAAAUUAUGUUGGAUAUAAAUUAUAGUAUAGUUGUUAUCAGAAUUUUCUCAAAAUGUCUGUUUUUGAAUAAAGUUCUAAACUUCAUAA
Molecule: messenger RNA, 4097 nt
Organism: Dreissena polymorpha
Lineage: Eukaryota; Metazoa; Mollusca; Bivalvia; Myida; Dreissenidae
Product: heat shock factor protein-like
Exons: 14
Coding region: 66-1706 (546 amino acids)
Biological process (GO): regulation of DNA-templated transcription
Molecular function (GO): sequence-specific DNA binding; DNA-binding transcription factor activity
Source: RefSeq, a predicted model, not a curated record